Pteropus alecto (black flying fox) is the source of this 630-nucleotide messenger RNA. Its product is annotated as keratin-associated protein 10-12-like. Lineage: Eukaryota; Metazoa; Chordata; Mammalia; Chiroptera; Pteropodidae. Gene Ontology annotation, cellular component: keratin filament. The record is from RefSeq and is a predicted model, not a curated record. The annotation marks the transcript as partial. The transcript is spliced from 3 exons.
AUGGCCGCCUCCACCCUGUCCGUCUGCUCCAGCGACCUCAGCUACGGCAGCCGCGUCUGCCUGCCCGGUGCCUGCGACUCCUGCACUGACUCCUCCUGGCAGGUGGACGAGUGCCCAGAGAGCUGCUGCGAGCCCUCCUGCUGUGCCCCGGCCCCCAGCCUGACCCUCGUCUGCACCCCAGUGAGCUGCGUGUCCAGCCCCUGCUGCCAGGCGGCCUGUGGGCUCAGCCCCUGCCAAGCAGCCUGCGGCAGCUCCUGCACGCCCUCGUGCUGCCAGCAGUCUAGUUGCCAGCCCUCCUGCUGCGCCUCCUCCCCCUGCCAGCCGGCCUGCUAUGUGCCCGUCUCCUGCACGCCCGUCAGCUGCACGCCCGUCAGCUGCACACCUGUCUGCUGCACGCCCGUCAGCUGCAAGCGCGUCUGUUGCACACCCAUCUGCAGCACCCCCGUCUGCUGCACACCCGUCUGCUCCAAGCCCGUGUGCUGUGCGCCCGUCUGCUCCGGGGCCGCCCCCUGCCCAGCCCCCUCGUGCUGCCAGCCCAGCCCCUGCCCCUCGUCCUGCUGCAGACCCUCCUCCUGCGUGUCCCUCGUCUGCCGCCCUGUCUCUGCGCGUCCCGGCCAGCGCUUGCCGCUC